AGAUUGGUGCAUCCUACAAUGUGUCUUAAUAUAAAAUGCAGCAGCACAGGGCUGUCUCUUUAACACAGGGUAAUGUGAUGAAAUAGCAAAGUCAUUCUUUCUAUGAAGCAGUAAUGGAAGCUGCCUGCACAAAAUCUUUUCCACCGCUUCUAGAUUACAAGACAGAGAAAUACCUCCUAACUAAAAAUAGGAAGAUUGGGAUAUUUCAUCGACUUCUUCAGCUUGGUAUUCUAUGCUAUAUAGUUGGGUGGGUGUUUAUAGUGAAAAAGGGAUACCAAGAAAGUGACAGUGAUCCACACAUUUCUGUGAUAACAAAAUUAAAGGGAGCAUCAGUGACCAAAGGUUUUAGGGAAUUCCAAGAAAGGUUAUGGGAUGCAGCAGACUUUGUAAAACCAUCUCAGGGAGAAAAUGUUUUGUUUUUGGUUACAAACUUUAUCUCAACACCAGGACAAAAAUUAGGUUUGUGCCCAGAGAGUCCAACAAUUUUAAAUGGCAGAUGUACUGAAGACUCGAACUGUACCGAAGGAGAACCUGUGAUCAGUGGAAAUGGUAUAAAAACAGGGAAGUGUAAUACAACUCAUUUCACAUGUGAGAUAUAUGGCUGGUGUCCUGUUGAGGAGCCACACCUAAUCAGCAAAAUACCAUUACAUGAAGCUGAAAACUUCACUCUUUUCAUUAAAAAUGAAGUGCACUUCAGCAAAUUUAAUUUCUCAAGGUCAAACAUGAAGCAGACAUCAGAUACAACAUAUUUUAAGACCUGCACAUAUGAUCCAGUUUCCAGUCCAUAUUGUUCCAUCUUUAAAAUCAGUGAGAUGGUUACAAAAGCUGGGCACAGUUUUACAGAGCUGGCAUUUCUGGGUGGAGUUGUUAGAAUUGACAUUACGUGGAACUGUGACUUGGAUCAGUCGGAAAGUGCUUGUAAGCCACAAUACUCAUUCAGACUGCAGGACAUAAAAAACAACUUUCGAACUGCAACUUAUUACUGGGAUGAAGAGAAACGGGAAUACAGAGAUCUCUUGAAGCUCUCUGGGAUCCGCUUUGAGAUAUCUGUGACAGGAGAGGCAAGAAAAUUUGGUCUAGUCCCAACAGCCAUAAGUCUUGGAACUGGAUGUGCCUUUUUGGGAGCAAUUACACUUCUUUGUGAUGUGAUUCUCCUAUAUUUGAACAGCAAAGCAGAUUUAUAUUGGGGCUACAAGUAUGAAGAGGCUAAACCACCAAAGAGUCAUGAAGCUACAGAACCAGCUCCAGUACAAAAUCUAAGCAUAGACUGAUGACUAUCAGGAAUAUUUUCAGAGUUUUUUUUUAAUGAUACAAAGGCACAAGAUAAACUUACAUUGUGCGGUAAUUAUUUUGAUAUUUUAUCUCUGUGUUGCCCAAGAUAACAUAAAUUAAAAAUGUAAACGUCAAGUAAGGGUACGUUCAUAUCUAUACCAUACAAAUCCAUUUGAAGUAUACCCAAUUUCAAAUUGUGCAAAAAAGUACCCAAUUUACAUGAAAAAGUGGCCAAUACGUUUUAAUGUAUAGGAUAAAAACAUACGUCACAAAGUUUUUAUCCUAUGCAUUAAACAUAUUCGUACACGAUUGGCUGCGAUUGUAUACAUUUUACAUACGCUUAAAACAUAUACCGUACUUUUUUUGUUUUCUUUCAUAUAUGGUUAUGUCACACAGGAAGAGAGUGGUUUAUGUGGAGAUGUCGGCAGCUCCCUACAUGUAUUGUGCAUGGCUGCCAGAAUCUCUGGUGCCAUUUGUGCUUUUGUGCAGUUUGCAGAUUGAAAGAAAAUCAUCCUGUGCACCUUCACUGAAACCUGCUGCCACAUGUAGUACUCUGCUGAAAAUGGCUUCCUAGGACUUUCUGUUUCGGCCACAGCCCACCAAAACUAGGAAGGCAGAGGCAAAAUAUGUUAAACGGGCUUCAAAAAACCCCAAACCGUUGUCCAAGUUUUUUUUUAAUUUUUUUUUACACAUAUAGGCCAAUACAACACCUUAUGUGACAAAUACAAAUUUCAAUGGAAAUACAAACUUAAGUGGGAAAAACGUUGCAUACUUUUUUUUCUUGUGGUGCAAAAAAACUUGGUGUGCAGGACUUUUUUUUUAUACCACAAAAAAAGCAUUGUCAAUUGUACAGGGACAAAACACAGCUAAAAUUGCAAUACUUUGAUUACGUUUGCUUAAUAGGAGUCUAUAGAUACACCAAAAGAAUACAUAAUGUACCUUUUAAAUGUAUUUCUACUGUGGUAUAGAUGUGAAUGAGGCCUAAUGUAAAAAGCACAAGUAAUUGUUAAGUGUAAAUAUGAUUUACACAUUUACUGUGUAAAUAUUUAGAGAAAACCUGUUAGCCUACUUGCAUUUUGUUGCAGAUUUCAGCUUCAGUAGAAGCAUCAGCACCUUGUGGGUGAAUUAACUGUUCAGCUUCGGACUUGCAGCAACCAACCAUUAUUUUUAUCAUCAUUAUGGAGGAUAAAGGGGUAACUGACACAUAACUACCAAAGAAAUCUAAGCCCUGCUUUCCUAUGCUUGAUAUCUCAACUCUCAAUGCUGCCUGAUCCCUCUGUACUUUGCUGAUUCUCCAGUUCAUGACAAGGACUGUGGACAAUCCAUGCCUGUGCUUCAUCAAGCCUACACCACUUGGCUGCUCCUGAGCUACUCAGCUGAACUACUCGACCAGUUCAGCUUCACUAUAUCACCAACUCUUUUUUCCUCUACUGCGUCAGCCUGUCUCAUUUAUCUGUGUCCCUUGACACAGUGACAUUCUGGCCUGCCUGGGCAGCUGCCACCUAACUGGGAAAACUCUUAAGAAAGUGACUUGGUAUCUCCCCUGCAGCAGUAGUCCAGCAUCCACAUACUGUAGCAGGAUAAAGGGUGAAAACCAGGGGAAUACGUAGGUGGCACAAGUUUGGCCAAAAGUCAAACCAUUUGGUGACACAGAAGGUCAUACCUGUUGGGGCGUUGCAGAGAACAUAGAAACUAGAGGAAGUACACAUUACCAAACACUCAUAGUACAGAUACAUCCGCUAUCUUUUAACAUAGGCCCACCAGCAUAGGAUAAGUACCCUGUAAGUCCAGAAAUCAUUGGGGGAAUAAAAAAAUGUGUGCACCAGAAGUUUGCAACAGAUUUUUUUAACAAAUAAAAAAAAAUAUAUAGAAUUUUCCACACUGGUGGGGCUUAGCAAAUAAAUAAAUGGGUGGGUGUGGUUUUUAAUAGCGAUGAGGCUCAAAUGUGCCAAAAGCUCACCAAAAUUGCACCAAACAUGAAGCCAAAUUAAGAAUUGGUACUAAAACUAAAGGCUAUGUUCACACUGCAGAAUUCCCAUAUGUCUGCAUUAAUUCCACAUCCGCGUUCAUUUUUGCAGUAUUCCGCAUUCUUUUGGCAUUUGCAGAAUUUGUGCAGAGUUUCCUUCAGAAUUCUGCAGGAUCCUCAGUACUCUUAUAAAGGUGGGCACAUAAUGUUACUAACAUGCAAAUUCUGCACCAAUUGUGCACCAAUUCCCCACUCAAGCCCCACUGAUUUCAAUAGGAUUUCUCUGCGGAAUUCUGCAUAAUUAUAGGACAAGACUUAUAUUUUUACAGAAUGCAGAAUUUCCGCAGCAAAAAUUCUGCUGCUGAAAUUCUGCUGUGCGAAUAACACAGUGGAAUCCCAUUGAAGUGAAUAGGCAAUUCAUUUUUGUGGAAUUUACUGCAGAAUUUUCACGUGGAAUUCUGCGCGGUAAUUCUGCCAUGUAAACAUACCCAAACAGUCUAAAGAUGCACAAGAUUUUGAAAUAGUCUGUGCCACUUUUGAACAUGUUUUGCAUUUGCAGAAUGUCUAGUCUAAGCUAAAAAUUUUGCACUAUUUAUUCCCCCAUUGUUUUUGAAUAUCCCUCAGAAAAUAGGACUUUACAUCAAUAUUCUUGGUUUUUGGAUUGACUUUUUCCAUCUGCAUCCUAUCAUGGGGUCUCCAGCCAGUCAUCAUCCAUUUAUCAAGUCAGGUUACACUGGUCACUUGUUAGUAACCUUAGUAUGACUUAUGGCAUUCUAGUCCAUCUGGUUUAACAAUAAAACCUUUCUUCACAAUA
Messenger RNA from Hyla sarda, 4052 nucleotides. It is a transcript of the gene P2RX6, whose product is annotated as purinergic receptor P2X 6. The transcript has 12 exons. Gene Ontology annotation, biological process: response to ATP; monoatomic cation transmembrane transport. Gene Ontology annotation, cellular component: nuclear inner membrane; plasma membrane. The record is from RefSeq and is a predicted model, not a curated record. Gene Ontology annotation, molecular function: purinergic nucleotide receptor activity; extracellularly ATP-gated monoatomic cation channel activity; ATP binding. NCBI's taxonomy places the organism in Eukaryota, Metazoa, Chordata, Amphibia, Anura, Hylidae. Bases 114 to 1271 code for a protein of 385 amino acids.